AUGGCGAUCGCUAGGACCACGGUGACGACGGUGCUUGAUGGCCUUUACUUCGCCGACCGGGCAGUCAAGAUGACGCACGCUGCCCAUCGUGGUUGUUCUUUUGUCUGCACACCAGCGCUCCUUGCUUGCACCUGCCCGGGUACCUCAGUCGCGGUGCGCCUCACCCCCUUGAGUACCGGUCGUCCCCCGCUUGCGAGGAUGGAGUUGCUUGGUCAGUGCGCCGUCUCACUGUUCCGCGCGCAACGGCUCGCCUUCCAUUGUGCAGGGGAGGAGGGUCGGGCCCAGAUGCACGAAUUAACUCUUAAGCGUGGGGACGUUAUCGCUGUCCUCGGUGGUUGUGAGUUGGAUCGUGAUUGGGGAUCUGUCGAGCGUACUCUCAAAAGUGUUGCACACGCAGAUCUUGAGUAUAUGGCCGAGGAGAUGCUUCUUGAACUCGGUAGGGGAACGAGACGGACUGGAGGGGGAAACGGUGAGGUUGUUAGCAACAGCACGUGUGUAAUGACGGUGGUGCAGGACAGGCCUUCAGGGCUGUUGCCACAACCCCCGUCAUGCUUGGGAUGA
Molecule: messenger RNA, 561 nt
Organism: Trypanosoma brucei brucei TREU927
Lineage: Eukaryota; Euglenozoa; Kinetoplastea; Trypanosomatida; Trypanosomatidae
Exons: 1
Coding region: 1-561 (186 amino acids)
Source: RefSeq, a predicted model, not a curated record